Molecule: messenger RNA, 537 nt
Organism: Lathyrus oleraceus (garden pea)
Lineage: Eukaryota; Viridiplantae; Streptophyta; Magnoliopsida; Fabales; Fabaceae
Exons: 2
Coding region: 1-537 (178 amino acids)
Source: RefSeq, a predicted model, not a curated record
AUGACUGCUAUAGGAAAUAUGGUUUAUUUUAUAGGGAUAGAGAUUAUGCAUUCUGAGAAAGGCAUCAUUUUACAUCAUCUUGAACUUGAGCUUCUGAAGAGGUUUGAGCCGCUGAAUUGUAAAGUUGUUGUCACACCUGCUAAUAAAAAUCAGAAAUUGGAUUCUGAUUCUGAUGGUGAUAAUGUAGAUGCGACAAUGUUCAAGCAGUUGGUAGGCUCUCUGAGGUAUUUGUGUAAUAUCAGACCUAAUAUUUGCUAUAAAUUUGGAAUGGUGAGUAGAUUUAUGAGUAAACCGAAAUGGUUUCAUUACCAAGUCACUGUCAAAAUUCUGAGGUAUAUAAAUGGAACUCUGAAGUAUGAAGUUUUGUUCCCUUCUAGUGCUGAAACUAACUCAGAAGUUCUGAGUUACUCAGAUUUUGAUUGGUGUGGAGACACAGUCGACAAAAGAAGUGACGUGAUUGCAUGUCAAGUUGUGGCUUCUGAAUUUACUGCAGAAUCUGAAGAUCAAAGUAAACAAGCCUCUAAAGUUGAUGAUUGA